This is a messenger RNA of Pongo pygmaeus (Bornean orangutan), 2599 nucleotides long. RefSeq names its product zinc finger protein 768 (gene ZNF768). Gene Ontology annotation, molecular function: DNA-binding transcription factor activity, RNA polymerase II-specific; RNA polymerase II cis-regulatory region sequence-specific DNA binding. Gene Ontology annotation, biological process: regulation of transcription by RNA polymerase II; transcription by RNA polymerase II. The transcript is spliced from 2 exons. The record is from RefSeq and is a predicted model, not a curated record. The coding region runs from base 536 to 2086 and encodes 516 amino acids. Lineage: Eukaryota; Metazoa; Chordata; Mammalia; Primates; Hominidae.
CAGACGCGCGCAGGUGCCAGGGAGCGGAGUUCCUGGAGGGGGUCCCAGGCUCAAGGACCUCGGCGAGGCCAAGUGGAGUCCGUCCCGGUUCCCGAGGCGCUGCCGGAGCUGACCCGGAGGCCCGGCAGGGGAGGGAGCGAGACACCGCCCCCGCUGGCGCCGGGAAGCGUCGCUCUUUCUCGCUGACCUUGGUCUCGCUUGUCGCCUCGCCCUUGGCCACACGCACCGACGACGCGGGGCCCAGGAGAUGGACAGACGGGCCUCUGGAGGGACGAAGACCUAGAACAUAGGCACACACACUGCCCCGGUAGCCCCGCGGGCUCCGGGGCGUGCGGUCCUCGCCCACCCCGAGGCCGGGCCCCUCCAGCCCAGGGUUAAUGCCAACGAGUUUCCACCUCCAGCGGCUCCUAGAGAGGCCGCGGCGCGAGCCGGCGGGGGGACCUGGCCGCGGACGGACACUUCCUGUGCGGGGGAAGGGGGCCGGGCGGCCGUUGGACAGUGCAGCCCAGCCCGGGGCCGGGGUCCAGAAGGCAACAUGAGUGAGAAUGAGGAAGAGGAAAUUUCUCAGCAAGAAGGCACUGGGGACUAUGAAGUCGAAGAGAUACCAUUUGGGCUUGAACCCCAGAGCCCUGGGUUUGAGCUACAAAGCCCAGAGUUUGAACCCCAAAGCCCCAGAUUUGAGCCUGAAAGCCCGGGGUUUGAGUCCCGAAGCCCUGGGCUUGUGCCCCCAAGCCCUGAGUUUGCACCCAGAAGCCCUGAAUCAGAUUCUCAGAGCCCUGAGUUUGAAACCCAGAGCCCUAGGUAUGAACCCCAAAGCCCUGGCUAUGAACCUCGGAGCCCUGGGUAUGAACCCCGGAGCCCCGGGUAUGAACCCCGGAGCCCCGGCUAUGAAUCUGAGAGCUCUAGGUAUGAAUCCCAGAACCCUGAGCUCAAAACUCAAAGCCCAGAAUUCGAAGCUCAAAGUUCUAAAUUCCAGGAAGGUGCGGAGAUGCUUCUGAACCCCGAGGAAAAGAGUCCCUUGAAUAUCUCCGUAGGAGUUCACCCCCUGGACUCCUUCACUCAGGGGUUUGGGGAGCAGCCCACAGAGGACCUGCCCAUAGGGCCACCUUUUGAGAUGCCCACAGGGGCCCUGCUGUCUACACCGCAGUUUGAGAUGCUUCAGAAUCCCCUGGGUCUCACAGGAGCCCUUCGAGGUCCAGGCCGGCGGGGUGGCCGGGCCAGGGGUGGGCAGGGCCCUCGGCCUAACAUCUGCGGCAUCUGCGGGAAGAGCUUCGGGCGGGGCUCCACCCUGAUCCAGCACCAGCGCAUCCACACCGGUGAGAAGCCCUACAAAUGUGAGGUCUGCAGCAAGGCCUUCUCCCAGAGCUCUGACCUCAUCAAACACCAGCGCACCCACACUGGCGAGCGGCCCUACAAAUGUCCCCGUUGCGGCAAGGCCUUCGCCGACAGCUCUUACCUGCUUCGCCACCAGCGCACUCACUCUGGCCAGAAGCCCUACAAGUGCCCACAUUGUGGCAAGGCCUUCGGCGACAGCUCCUACCUCCUGCGACACCAGCGCACCCACAGCCACGAGCGGCCCUACAGCUGCACCGAGUGCGGCAAGUGCUAUAGCCAGAACUCGUCCCUGCGCAGCCAUCAGAGGGUGCACACCGGUCAGAGGCCCUUCAGCUGUGGCAUCUGCGGCAAGAGCUUCUCCCAGCGGUCGGCCCUUAUCCCCCAUGCCCGCAGCCACGCCCGGGAGAAGCCCUUCAAGUGCCCUGAGUGCGGCAAGCGCUUUGGCCAGAGCUCGGUGCUGGCCAUCCACGCCCGCACCCACCUGCCAGGCCGCACCUACAGCUGCCCCGACUGCGGCAAGACCUUCAAUCGCUCUUCCACUCUCAUCCAGCACCAGCGCUCCCACACGGGCGAGCGGCCCUACAGGUGCGCCGUGUGCGGCAAGGGCUUCUGCCGCUCCUCCACGCUUCUGCAGCAUCACCGGGUCCACAGCGGCGAGCGGCCUUACAAGUGCGAUGACUGCGGAAAGGCCUUCUCCCAAAGCUCCGACCUCAUCCGCCACCAGCGGACCCACGCGGCGGGCCGGCGCUGACCUGGGGCCCCAGCAGGGGUGGGAGGUGUGGGCAGAAGAUAAGCGGCCAGGGAGCUAGAGGAACCUUUAGGGAGGAUAGUGGAGAAGCCGCAGGAGAAUGGAGGAGCUGAGGAUGCUGGAAGAAGAGGACCAGGGUGGAGGAAGUGACGUGCCCUGGAGACUUGUGGGAAGUGGGUUGGAGGGAGGCCAGGCCGGCAGCGGGAGGCCCUGGGAGAAAUGGAGAGAGGUCGGCAGAGGGCUGGCCUCAGCCCCGGCUCCUCGGUGGGUGCCUGGCUUGGCAACUGCUAGAGCAGGGAGGGGGGAGGGCAGGGGAUUACCUAAUUAGAGUGGGUUAGCUUAGAUUUGUAGCUGCUGAAACCCUCGUUGAGUCAGGAGCGGGUAAAAGGUAGGUGGGGUGGGGAGUGGGGCCCCGGGGUGGGGCCUGGGCCUCUGCGUGCAAACCCCAGCCUCCCUCUUCUUCCUCAGGCUUUGGAGCCCCUGAGUUUGAGUUCAAUAAAAACUUUAUGUGGUAAA